GUGGUAACGGGUCCCGGAAAUGACUUCAUCCAGAGGAAAAAUAUGGGUGAAACUAGUGGAAACUGAGUGAGAGUAACGUGAGUCUGACCUGGGAGCCGUGGAUUCAGAUUUAGUACGUUUGAGAGAAGUUGGCAGGCUUUUCAUUCCUGCUAACUAGAACGUGUCAUCCUUACGAACCAACCCACCACGGCGGCACACGUGAAGCCCACUGUGUGUAGAGUUAUUGUUUAUUUGCAAAGAGAAAUGUCCGGAGAUACUUGUUUGACAGCUAUGUGCCCAGCCUCAGGGGCCAAACCUAAGACCUAUAGCUUUAAGGGAGGCUGCCUGGGCAACAAGUAUGUGAGGCUGAACGUAGGAGGCUCCUUAUACUACACCACAGUACAGGUUCUAACAAGACAUGACACCAUGCUGAAAGCCAUGUUUAGUGGUCGUAUGGAGGUCCUCACAGACAAGGAAGGUUGGAUUCUCAUAGAUCGUUGUGGAAAACACUUUGGAAGUAUUUUAAAUUACCUUCGAGAAGAUACCAUUGUUCUUCCAAAGAGUCUGCAUGAGGUCAAGGAGCUGAUGGCAGAGGCCAAAUAUUACCUUAUUCAAGGUUUAGUAGAUAAGUGCCAGGCUGCAUUACAGGAUAAGACUGAUUCCUAUGAGGCUGUUUGCAAUAUCCCCAUUAUCACGUCUCCAAAAGAAGUAGAGAAACUAAUUGAAUCAUCUGCCAAGCCUGUUGUCAAACUUCUAUACAACAGAAGUAACAACAAAUACUCCUACACAAGCAACUCUGACGACAACCUUCUUAAAAACAUUGAACUGUUUGAUAAGCUUUCUCUGCGCUUUAAUGGCCGUGUACUGUUUAUCAAAGACGUAAUUGGCGAUGAGAUCUGUUGCUGGUCCUUCUAUGGCCAAGGAAGAAAGCUUGCUGAAGUGUGUUGCACAUCCAUUGUCUAUGCCACUGAAAAAAAGCAGACAAAGGUUGAAUUCCCAGAAGCACGUAUUUAUGAAGAAACACUAAAUGUCUUGCUAUACGAAACUCCUCGUGUCCCUGAUAACUCUUUAUUGGAGGCCACAAGUCGUACACGCAGUCAGGCAUCCCACAGUGAAGACGAUGAGGCCUUUGAACUCCGUGACAGAGUGCGCCGCAUUCACGUGAAAAGAUAUAGCACGUAUGAAGAUCGACAGUUUGGUCACCAGUCAGCACACAGGGAUUAGCUGUCUGAAGUAGGGGUCAUGACAACGCAGUAAAGAUGCUCUCUUUGCCUAGUAAGAGUCUUAACCGAUGCUCCUAAGGACAUUUUAUCCAUCAGUACAUUUUAUUUAUUAUGCAUGAUAAAAGUCAUUUAUGCAGUUUGCAGCUCAACAUAGUUAUAAAACUAUUUUGGAGUAUUGAGCUGCUUUCUUUUACCAAUAGCAUUUGGCCUGUAAUGUGAAUGGACUUGUUUCCAAGUCAGUAGCAAGGCUUUCCCUAUAGAUUUAUUUCAGCUCCAAUAUGUAACCUAAAUACUGCUGAUUUACAUAAAGGUAAAGCUUGUUUAUUAAUAUCCAUUUCUUGAAAAGUAAAUGAAGGAAUCUUUAAAUACAAUACUACAGAAAUCUUCUCCACAGCAAGACUUUUGCUAGUGGUUUUCAUAGUAAAACGUAUUCGGAUUUACCGGAAUUAGGAUGGUAAUCCCUAUUGACAGGCAUUUUAUCUUGAGAUUUUAUCAUUUUAAAAAUGGUCUUAUAUUAUUACCUGGAUUCCUUUACCAUCUGUAUCAUUAAUAAGGUAUCUAUGCUUAGCACUGCAUCUUAGCCACAGUUGCUUUAGACAUUUCUGAAAAUAUGCACAGUAUGUUGAAAAUAAUCUAGUAGUGCCUUAUUAUAUUAUAAAAGCACAUAACUGUUGCAGUUGUUAGCUGGACAUAUAUGUUGUUAUAGAGGGAAGUGAUAAGAGAACCCUUUACAUUGUAUGGGGUUGUUACUUAAAUCUAAGCAUGUUUUGAUUCUUCAAUAUGAACUGACUUGUACCACACUUAUUGCCACUGUAUGCCUAGGAAGGACUGCAAUGGAACAUCUAUUAAAUGCAUAUAUGAGUAUGACUGGAAUUAUCAGGGCCAAAUACAGUAAAUUAUUAUUUUAAUGAUUGUGUACUACUCAUUUUGUAGUAUUUGACCCUGUAUACUUUGACACUCAGUCUGUGGAUCUCCUAAUAAAGGAGAUUUUUAUUUUUAUAUAUAAUUUUUUUUUAAUGUAAUGUGUGUUUUAUAGAAUGCAUUUUUUUUAUUACUAAAGAAAGUAAGCUUUGUAGUUUUUUUUGUUUUUGUUUUCUCCUUAAGAUAUGUUUCUGCAAUUUGAUAUUAAUUAUAUUCAUAUUAUUUAUUGGAGCAGUAUUUUCAGAUAACACUGCAAAGAAACAGACACUGUGCUGUACUAAAAUAUCUUCCAAUGUAGACAAACAACUCUAAGAUGAAACAUAACCCCCCCCCCCAUAUGUUUAACCACUGCAUUUAAUGUAAAUAUUGUACUCAUCUCUUGGUGUACCUGCUGGCUUAAAACGCCUGUGUAAUAAUUUAACAGUAUAACUGACUUUCGACCACAAACCCAUCUGCUCUAGAGUCUUCUCUUCAUAUAUGUAUAUACUGUGCCCAUUUUUUUUUUUUUUUACUAAAAUGAAUCACUUUUAUAGACAGAACAUUUUAAUUUGGGACUUCACUGAUUUGAUUCAUAAUGAAUAAUGAAACCCAAAAGUAAUGCUUUAACAUUAGGUCAUUGCUUCACUUUCUCUUAGUGCUUGUUUUAGCUGUACCCACUGAAUAUUGCUCAGAAAAUCUCUGUUGCUGUGGGGACUUUUAUUUUUUUGUUUGUUAUGGAGGCGAUGCAUUAUUUAAAAUGUACCAUUUUCAUAUCACAUUAAAUAAAAGCAAGCAGAUGUAGGAAACAAAAAACACUUAAACAUGGGCAAAUUAUCCAUUAAAGAAAUAUAUUUGCGUUAUACAGUUAAAAUAGUUUUUAUUACAGCAACCAAAUUAGUACAGAUAAUACACAGUUUAGAACAAGCCUGAAAACACUGCAUUCAAAAUGUCAGUUCUCAGCCUUUGAGACAUAUUCUGCUCUGCUUAAUAAAGUGCACUGCUGGAUUGUGUAAAGAGUAUUUUUUCUUCUUUUGAUAUUACCUGUGAUCCUUAUCAGAUUAUCUGACACAGGUUUACAAGGCAGAGGCAAAAAAAGAUAGUGAAGAUGGGGGAACUACAGUGCAUGCUAUAUAUGUUUGAUGCAGUGAUUCCACACUCUGAGGGGAUUUAUGAUCAUACAUCUGGCUUCAGCCCCGGGUAAUCCUAGGAUUACCCAAUAUCUGACUACCCACAAAAUAUAUAUAUAUAUAUAUAUAUAUAUAUAUAUAUAUAUCUAUCAUAUUCUGUAAAUUUCACAUUCCUAUAAAUAUAUAUUUGUGCAAAAAUCAAUCAGAUAUAUAUAUAUAUAUAUAUAUAUAUAUAUGUAUUGCUUUAAGAAUAAAUAGAACAUAUUCUGCUACGUGCAGAACAUUGGAUUAUGAAAUAUGCAAUAUUAUCUUCUUAUGCUGCACUUAAUCGCGAUUGUGUUUGCGCGACUUGUAGGUGGGUUUUUUUGUUUGUUUUUUGUGGCUCCAAUGAAGUCUAUAGUGGGAAUGCGAUUUUUACAUUCGCGACUUCUCAAAGUCUAUUUGUUACCGCUACUUUGCGAACACGAGAGUGCAAACCUUUUGCUUUCAACUCAUAACACAAAUAUACCACAAGCAGAAUAACACAAUCUCUCUAAAAAGGUGCACUAUCCUUAAUAUGUCACUGUAAAUGUGCAUAAAUUAAACUUACAUGCACUAUAUAGGCUAUUUUAGGUAUAUGUUUAUUCAACAAAGUAGCUAAGGCUUUUGUGAUACAGCAAUAGACAAACGUUCCACCUACAUCUAUACCAAAUGAAUGCUUUUCUUAUGUCCCUGGUUUGAUAGUAGCAUCAAUACACUGCCAACAUUUUGAAAAUGUCCAUGUGUAGUAGUAAAACAACAUUGCAGUAUACUUUCACUAUUGAUUGUAUCCCCUUUCAUGUAAUUAAUCCCAAAAAAUUGCAGUGCGUUUCCAUUUCUGAGAAUUAGAAAAUCCACCGAUUUUUCAAGGCUAACCCUGCUGCAUUUAUUCUCCCUAAUUUGCUUCAGCAGAUAACUGCAAAACAAUUCAGUGUAUACUAACAUAAUGGCUGUGUCUAGCCCUCAUCCAGGAACAAAUAUCGGCUCAGCAGCUUAUGCUAUGGGAGUUACCACCUGGAAGCAGCCUUGUUUAUUGAAAAACAAUUUUAACAGUUAAUUUGUUUUAAAAUGUUUAUAUUUCACUAUGUUCUUCUAUAAUAAGACUACAUAAGUGUGUGUGUAUGUAUAGACUAUAGAUGUGUGUGUGAAUGAAUGUAUGUGUGUGUGUGUGUGUGUGUGUGUGUAUAUAUAUAUAAUUUUAUAAAAUCUACACACACUAAUCUGUAUAAAUAUGACCGUUUUUUCUUUAUUUCAAAAACACCCCUUUAGAAUGUUUAUAAGUGAUAACAACAUAAUAUAUAAGCUGGUAAACGUUCUCCCCAUUUCCUGCCUUGACCAGCUAUAUCAGUGCAAACACUGCUGCCAUAUAGCUCUCAGGACUCUUUAGUUCCAGAACAGCAAUGAACUACUGGGAUGUAGCUUAAUACAUCUGGUAAGCCAAUGACAAAAGGCAAAUGUGUGUAGUCACUAAUGACCAGCUAUCUCCUUGUAGUGCAUUUCUGCUCCUGAGCCUAUCUAGGUAUGCUCAACAAAGGAUACUGUGAGAACAAAGCAAAUGUAAUAAUGGAAGUACAUUAAAAACUUGUUUAAAAUUCCAGUGUGCCAAAAACACUGCAAUUUAGUUUUUACAAUGGCUGUUCCAUUUCAGUUUCUAUAAAAUAACAUCUACAAAAUGAAAGCUAUCUUUCUAUAUUUUUAUAAAAAAAGAAAGCAAGCCUUAUUUGUAUACUUUCUUUUAGUGGAGGAAAAACAGUAUUAGGAAUUUCAUUUCAUUGUUAACUAUCAUUUCAUUAUUCUGAGUAUAUAAGGAUAUAUUCAUCCUUUUGAAAAGGAAUUCAUUUUUUUUUGGCAUUUUAAUUAACAAAAAUAGAAUCUGUACAUUUAUUGAUUUGACUGGAAAAUAAACACUAACUUUUUAAUGACAAUAAAAUAUUCUUAAUUCAA
Messenger RNA from Bombina bombina (fire-bellied toad), 5191 nucleotides. RefSeq names its product TNF alpha induced protein 1 (gene TNFAIP1). Gene Ontology annotation, molecular function: protein binding; ubiquitin-protein transferase activity. Lineage: Eukaryota; Metazoa; Chordata; Amphibia; Anura; Bombinatoridae. Gene Ontology annotation, biological process: protein homooligomerization; protein ubiquitination; negative regulation of Rho protein signal transduction. The record is from RefSeq and is a predicted model, not a curated record. Bases 244 to 1203 code for a protein of 319 amino acids. Gene Ontology annotation, cellular component: Cul3-RING ubiquitin ligase complex. The transcript has 7 exons.